CCCGCCCCUCGGCGCCGCUUGGCGGGAAAGGCCGGGCUUUGGCGGGCUCAGAGUAGAGGCGACCGGCUGGAGGGGGACAGCCGGGCAGUCGGAGCUCAACCCGGCCCGCAGGGACAGGCCCGGGACGCCUCUCGCCCAACAUGCCUGCCGAGGGGGAGCUGCGCAGCGCGGCGGCCGCCGGCCCGGAGAACGACGAGCCGCAGUACCUGCGCCAGGUCCAGCACAUCCUGCAGCACGGCCACCGGAAGCAGGACCGCACCGGCACCGGCACCAUCUCCGUCUUCGGCAUGCAGGCGCGGUACAGCCUGAGAGAUCAGUUUCCACUGCUAACAACGAAGAGGGUAUUCUGGAAAGGAGUGCUGGAGGAGCUGCUGUGGUUCAUCAAGGGUUCUACGAAUGCUAAAGAGCUCUCUGCAAAAGGUGUGAAGAUUUGGGAUGCUAAUGGAUCACGUGAGUUCCUGGAUAAGCAGGGUUUCAGCACCAGAGAGGAGGGGGAUUUGGGACCAGUUUAUGGUUUCCAGUGGAGGCACUUUGGAGCAGAAUACAAAGAUAUGCACACAGAUUACUCCAACCAAGGAGUUGAUCAGUUGCAAAAAGUGAUUGAAACGAUCAAAACCAAUCCAGAUGACAGAAGAAUCAUUAUGUGUGCUUGGAAUCCCAAAGAUAUUUCUCUGAUGGCUCUGCCUCCAUGCCAUGCCCUUUGCCAGUUCUAUGUUCUAAACGGUGAAUUGUCUUGCCAACUCUAUCAGAGGUCUGGAGAUAUGGGACUAGGAGUGCCUUUCAAUAUUGCCAGCUAUUCACUGCUCACUUACAUGAUUGCCCAUGUCACAGGGCUAAAGCCUGGAGAGUUCAUACACACGUUAGGAGAUGCUCACAUAUAUCUGAAUCAUGUGGAACCUCUAAAAGUUCAACUUCAGAGGGAGCCAAGACCUUUCCCCAAACUCAGAAUUCUACGUAAAGUUGAAGACAUCAGUGACUUUAAAGCAGAAGACUUUCAGAUUGAAGAUUAUAAUCCUCAUCCACCUAUUAAAAUGGAGAUGGCUGUUUAAUGCUAUAAAGCAGCUUCUAUUAAUGUGGAAAUGCACCUAAGCUACUUAGCUUUCUCUGUACUUAAAGUUAUGGGGGUUUUAUAUACUUCAAAAGAUAUAUACUUAAUUAUUGAAAAAGAAACAGAUACUAGUAGACCAGUACUGCCUUCAGUACUAAACUGUAGUCAUACAGAAGAGAUGAUUGUUUUUUCCUGCUGUGCUGUGCAGAUACUAACCCAGUUUUAAGUUGUUAGUGAGAUGAUAGUUUUCUACAUUGUUUCAGUUACUGGUGGCUGCUUCUGUUACCAUUCAGUUACUAUGUGUGAGUAGCACUUGCUUACAUGCUUUAUGCAGUACUGAAAAUAAGAACUUUUAUGUAUGAUAGAGCAUUCCUUCAAGGUUGUAGAAGUCUUUAAAUGUGUUCUAAAGAGUAUAUGUUUAAUAAAGCUUUUUAAAAAAAAUCUUCUAGAAGGGAUGAUGCAUAUUUAAUUUUAGUAUGUUUGUUUGUAGUUAGUAAAUAAGAGUGGGAAAGCAAAGGUAAACUGUUUUAUUUCAGCAUCUCAGAGGGUGAGAUCUAGCAAGGAAAAACAAACUCAAACUUCCCAUGGUCUUCAUAGAUGAACCAGCAGGAAGACAAAAGAUCUUAAUGGAGCCUUGUCUGAAAUGCGGUAUCUGCAUCACAUCUCUGUAUCAGCAUUUUUUUUUAUUCCCCAACCCUACAUGAAUGAUGAAUUUGAUAUAAAUCAAAUAGAGCUGGAGUUAAACAGAGGUUACCAGAUAGUAGUAGUAAUAAUCUGUCUGUCAUCAUUUAAAACUAGAUUCCACAAGCACAUGGAUUAAUUUUGCAGCCUGGAAUAGUAAAAGUUAGAGAUAGUAGUAUUUGUGAGCUUAUUAAUUAAAUCUUAGCAGACUUCAGCUUUCAUCUCUCCUUAUCCUUGCAAAUUCUGCAAUAACUUCAGUCCUUAUAAAAUUCCUCUUCAGGAAUUGAACUGUGAAUAGAUCUACGGUUAAUAUUCAGACAUAGCAUAUUCAAUACAUGCUUGAACACGUGGAGAAAUGCAUAGUAAAAGUCAGUAAACUGGUAAAUAUCAUUGUAAAAUUGUACAAUUUGAGAUAAUACUAAGAAUUUAAUAAACAGUGUGCUUUGAUUCCAUUCAUUCA
Messenger RNA from Aquila chrysaetos chrysaetos, 2189 nucleotides. It is a transcript of the gene TYMS, whose product is annotated as thymidylate synthetase. The transcript has 7 exons. Gene Ontology annotation, molecular function: thymidylate synthase activity. Gene Ontology annotation, biological process: dTMP biosynthetic process. The record is from RefSeq and is a predicted model, not a curated record. Lineage: Eukaryota; Metazoa; Chordata; Aves; Accipitriformes; Accipitridae. Gene Ontology annotation, cellular component: mitochondrion; cytosol. The coding region runs from base 141 to 1049 and encodes 302 amino acids.